CCUUUCACUCUCUCAGACCUUCUUCAGGAGCCUCUGCUUUCAGACUCCUUCUGGCUCAGCUUAGGACAGAGCCCCAAGAGCAAGAGAUACCUGUGGUUGUGGAUUUUAAGCUCAGUAAUGGGAAAGCUUGAAAAUGCUUCCUGGAUCCACGACCCCCUCAUGAAGUACUUGAACAGUACAGAGGAGUACUUGGCCUACCUGUGUGGACCCAAGCGCAGUGACCUAUCCCUUCCGGUGUCUGUGGCCUAUGCAUUGAUCUUUGUGGUGGGGGUGAUGGGCAAUCUUCUGGUGUGCCUGGUGAUUGUCCGACAUCAGACUUUGAAGACACCCACCAACUACUAUCUCUUCAGCUUGGCGGUCUCAGACCUGCUGGUCCUGCUCUUGGGGAUGCCUCUGGAGGUCUACGAGAUGUGGCACAAUUACCCCUUCCUGUUUGGGCCGGUGGGAUGUUACUUCAAGACAGCCCUCUUCGAGACUGUGUGCUUUGCCUCCAUUCUCAGUGUCACCACGGUUAGCAUUGAGCGCUAUGUGGCCAUCGUCCACCCAUUCCGAGCCAAGCUGGAGAGCACGCGGCGACGGGCCCUCAGGAUCCUCAGCCUAGUCUGGAGCUUCUCUGUGGUCUUUUCUUUGCCCAACACCAGCGUCCAUGGCAUUAAGUUCCAGCACUUUCCCAAUGGGUCCUCUGUGCCUGGCUCUGCCACCUGCACAGUCACCAAGCCCAUGUGGGUAUAUAACUUCAUCAUCCAAGCUACCUCCUUCCUCUUCUACAUCCUCCCGAUGACCCUCAUCAGUGUCCUCUACUAUCUCAUGGGACUCAGGCUGAAGAGAGAUGAAUCUCUUGAGGCAGACAAAGUGACGGUGAAUAUUCACAGACCCUCCCGAAAAUCAGUCACCAAGAUGCUGUUUGUCUUGGUCCUCGUGUUUGCUAUCUGCUGGACCCCCUUCCACGUGGACCGGCUCUUCUUCAGCUUUGUGGAUGAGUGGACUGAGUCCCUGGCGGCUGUGUUCAACCUCAUCCACGUGGUAUCAGGUGUCUUCUUCUAUCUGAGCUCUGCGGUCAACCCCAUUAUCUAUAACCUCCUGUCUCGGCGCUUCCGGGCAGCCUUUCGGAAUGUUGUCUCUCCUUCCUGCAAAUGGUGCCAUCCCCAGCAUCGCCCACAGGGACCUCCAGCCCAGAAAAUCAUCUUCUUGACAGAAUGCCACCUUGUGGAGCUGACAGAGGAUGCAGGUCCCCAGUUCCCUUGUCAGUCAUCCAUCCACAACACCCACCUUACCACCGUCCCCUGUGCUGGAGAGGUACCAUGAAAGGAGUGGUCAGAAGGCCACUUUGGAAGGCCUGGAUUCUUUGACUGUCAUCCCUCUAUGCACUAGCACUGCAAGGAGGGACACUCUGUCACCUCUGCCUCCUUGCAUGCCAUUAGACAUGUAAUAAGGCCCUUAGAUUCCAUGUACUCGUGACUUUUUUUAAUGUUAAAACUCAGGCUUCGCUCUGGGUUCACAGUGCAGACCUUACACUCCAUCUUUCUGCAUUGUGAGUUUCUGUAACUGUGAUUGGAAUGUGCCAUGGGAGUCUCGCUUUCAUGAUGGGCGAUUUUUGCCUAGUAAAGGUGUUGUAGAGUUGCUAAGUUGCACAAUACAGUUAUCUCAACCCCCAAAUCCAGGAUGCAGGCGAAACUACCGGGUGGUACUCUGGCGGCUGGCUCAGAACUGCUUGCAAAAGCCUAACCCUCCAAUAGUUAGGACUUUUUGCAAGUUUGUUGUCAAAUAAGCGAUGACUUAAAUCGGUCUUAGUAGAAAUAUUUAUGCUACAGAAAUUAACAAGCUCUCUAAAUCAGGGCUAAGUAAUUUUUGUCCCCUGGCGAGUCGGCCCACGAGCAGGUUGAGAGCCAUUAAUGAGCUGGCACUGUGCCCGCUCACUCUGAUGCGUGUGACUUGCUUUUAGAACAAAUGCUGGUAAUGCUGUAAUUAUGGACUACUUAGAGUCGUGGUUAACUCUGAAAAAAAAAAUGCUAUGGACUAGUUUUUUUUUUUUUUUAAACCUAGAGUUCCUACACAAAAAUAGGCGAAAUACUGCUAAUUAAGCCAAUGGAAGUAGCAUCAGCAUUUAUAAUUAACCUGGAGUGGAAGGAUUAUUUUUGGAUGCCAUCCAUUACCAUUAAUGCAGAAAACAGCAAUGGACUGGGUGUUAUUUUCCCUCUCACGUCUAUAUUUGCAGAGCUCACAGUAUGUGUUGUCAAAACAGAGGCCUUUUCUAUAUUCAUCUCCACUUGGCUGCAGAUUUAUUUUCUUCUUAACAAGUAGAAAUGUGGUGUAGGACUGGAGGGAUGACAGUGGACAAAGGCACUUGCCACCAAGCCCGAGGAUCUGAAUUCCUUACCUGGAACUCAUGUGGUAGAAGGAAGGAGAGAAAACUGACUCCUCAAUUUGUCCUUUGACCUCCAAACAUGCACCAUGGCAUAUGUCCUCCCAUACCCCAACACUCACCACAAUAAUUAAGUUCAUACUAAAAAUUUAAAGAAAAAUGUUAUAAAUCCAUAGUGUGGAAGCUAACAGCUAUACUAUCUUCUAGAAGCCUAGUAAAUCAAAAUCAUAGCCAGAACAGGCAUUCAGGCCCCUCCUUUCCUUUCCCACCCUCAGUGAGUGCCUAAAUGCUCCAUGGAGUCUGCUUCUGACGCUCUGCCUGUGCCAUUAUGGAAGCACUUUCAAGGAAACAUUGGUGUUUGACAGUUUUGACUAAUUUACAUCUGUGAUAGAUCUUGUAGAAUAUACUUAAAUGACGUACCUGGAUUUCACUGCUAGUGAAAUACAUUCUCUGUGAAAACAACCUCUUAACUCAGAGUGCUAGAAGGAUGGACAAGUCUGGCAAUGAAAGCCAGAGUCCAGGACUAAGAGAAACAAAGCCGGAAAGAUGAGUAAAAGACUUGUGCAUAAAGCCUGCUGAUCAGAGUUCCUCGAUUGAGGAAGAGAUCCAACCCCUGAAGUUGUUCUCUGACCUCCGUAGAGUCACCAUGGCUUGUGUAGCAAUACCCCCCUCAGACAUAAUAACAAAAUUAUUGCUUUAAAGAAAAGCAAUUCACCCUUUCAAAGACAUUCAAUGUCUGCCAUGAAACUCCAUGGAUACAUAGAUAAGAAAUUCUGUGAGUAAAAAGCCAUUUUUGAACAUAGAUCUUAAAAGACUUCCUAGAACAUGCUUAUUUGUAUAUUUUCACAGCAUAAAGACAUCUCUUGUCAACACUUUCCCGCUUUGUUUUAUAAAUGCUGAAAAUGUCAGACCCUGACCUUGACCACCAAUUCCUCAGUAGUAAAACGGAAUGAAGGUUAUCCUGUGC
Molecule: messenger RNA, 3329 nt
Organism: Mastomys coucha (southern multimammate mouse)
Lineage: Eukaryota; Metazoa; Chordata; Mammalia; Rodentia; Muridae
Gene: Nmur2
Product: neuromedin U receptor 2
Exons: 4
Coding region: 118-1305 (395 amino acids)
Biological process (GO): G protein-coupled receptor signaling pathway
Cellular component (GO): plasma membrane
Molecular function (GO): neuromedin U receptor activity
Source: RefSeq, a predicted model, not a curated record